AUGUGUGACAUGGGGGCACUAGACAACCUUGUGGCCAACACGGCCUACCUGAAGGCACAGGGUGGAGAUGACAAGGAGAUGAGAAGGCGUCGGCGAAGUCUGUCACUGCCCAAACCCGAUCAGUGCAUCACGGCUCGCGACGCUGUCGAGAAGGACUUCGAGUCUCUGUGCGAGAAACAGCCGGUCGGGAAGAGGUUAUUCCAGCAGUUUGUCACUGCCACCCCAGAGUACGUGUCUGCCACUGAAUUCCUGGACGAACUACACGACUGGGAGCUUGCAGAAGCGAAUACCAAAGACAAAACCAAGCAAAACAUCAUCAACAAGUUCUGCAAGGCUGAGUCCAGCAGCUUCUUAUCCUACCUGACUGGUGAAGUGUCAGAUAAGUGUAAAGCUGUGACAGAGAAGGACUUUGAGGAGGUGGUGGUGGGAAAGGUGAAGGAGGCCACCAGGGCGUUCCUGAGGGGGAAGCCAUUCCAGGACUACAAGGCUAGUCUGUUCUACGACAAGUUCCUUCAAUGGAAGGAGUUUGAAAGACAGCCUAUUACUGAAAAGUACUUCUAUGAAUUCAGGACCCUGGGCAAGGGGGGGUUUGGAGAGGUGUGUGCUGUACAGGUGAAAAUCACCGGUCAGAUGUAUGCCUGCAAAAAGCUGGAUAAGAAGCGCUUGAAAAAGAAACAUGGAGAGAAAAUGGCCUUGUUAGAGAAGAAGAUUCUGGAGAAACUGAACAGUCUUUUCAUCGUCAACCUGGCUUAUGCCUAUGAAACCAAGACACACCUGUGCCUGGUCAUGAGUCUGAUGAACGGCGGUGACCUUAAGUACCACAUCUACAACAUCGGAGAAAAGGGAAUCGACAUGGACCGAAUCAUUUACUACACAGCACAAAUCGCCACUGGUAUCUUGCAUCUGCAUGCCAUGAACAUUGUGUAUCGUGACAUGAAGCCAGAGAACGUACUGUUGGACAGCAAAGGCCAGUGCCGGCUCUCCGACCUGGGGUUAGCCGUGGAGGUGCCUGCAGGAAAGACGAUCACGCAGAAGGCUGGCACUGGUGCUUACAUGGCCCCAGAGAUCCUGAAGGAGAUUCCGUACCGUACUUCGGUGGACUGGUGGGCACUGGGCUGCAGUAUUUAUGAGAUGGUGGCGGCCCACACACCCUUCAGGGGGCCCGAGACCAAGAAAACGUCUAAGGAUGACAUCCAAAAACGCAUCUGUGAAGAUGAGGUCAAGUUUGAGCACAAGGGCUUUGAUGAUGUCACCAAAGACAUCAUAAACCUCUUCCUCAAGAAGAACAUUGAUGAGCGCCUCGGCUGCAAGAGUGACGAUCCACGGAAGCAUGCAUUUUUCAAGUCCAUCAACUUUCCCCGCCUGGAAGCGGGCCUGAUUGACCCCCCCUGGGUGCCAAAGCCCAAUGUGGUGUACGCCAAGGACACCAGCGACAUUGUCGACUUCUCAGAGAUCAAGGGGAUUGAAUUCGAUGCCAAGGAUGAAAAAUUCUUCAAGGAGUUCAGCACAGGAGCUGUGGCCAUUGUCUGGCAGAAUGAAAUGAUAGAAACUGGACUCUUUGAUGAGCUGAAUGACCCGAAUCGAAGAGAGUCUGGAGAUGGACUUUAUGAUGAGAGAUCAUCAGGCACCUGUACACUUCUAUGAAGCCUCCAGCAGUCAGAUCUGUAACCAACUCCGUAGGAGAGAGUUUGAUAUUGGGGAGGACACAACUUAAUUUAAAUACAAAAAAUGAUUUACUGAGUGAAUGAUUCCAAAGUAACUACCGGGGGGUACAUCCCUCCACCCUGUGUAAUAACACCAUAUUACUUAUAUUUUGUUUCUAAUUAUUAUGCAAAUACUAUUUAAUAACUUGGUUUUAGAUGGAAACAGCACAAGAGUGCCUGUACAUAUUUCAGCUGUGGCUCUUGUAGGACAUGAAGGGGUUAACGGUCGGCGGAUCAUAAACAAGAAUCAGUUGUGCAGGUGGACAGACUCUUAUCACGUCGAAGCAAUGUCCUAACAGAAGGUCACACAGAUACAUGGGCUCCUUUGGAAGCGAAGGAGCGAGAGAGUUAGUCGAUGAGGACAACAAGGCCAUGAACCGCGUGUGGCCAAUGAACAGGACUGUGACAUUCUGCACUCCAUAAUCUGUUUACCUCAGUGAGGUUGUCAAUGUGAACUCAUGACUAACUGGCCAGUAAAAACAGAGUUCAUUAAAAACUGACGGGAAGAAAUGAAUUAAAUAAGACCAACAGACACAGUUUUAAAAAGAAGUGUCAGACUGAUGCAUAAAUAAUGUAAACCUACUGAUUGGUUGUGAAAUUUAGAAGAAGUUUGGCAGACAACUGAUGCAAAAGUAAUACAAAGAAAGCAAUUUAUUUUUAUAAAAGUGCUUGAUGAACUGUAUGUUAAUUAAUCCUGUAUACAAUGGAAUUAUGUUUAACAUAAACCAAGCAACUGUGUAUAAUCUGUUCCAAAUGACCAACAGCAGUUUGAAUAUUUUCUACAAUUGUCAAACACAGUUCUGGGAAAAGAUUUUUGCAUUUAGAUGGUUUAUCGCUCAUUACUUUAGGAACAUGACAAGGAUUCUGCGGGUGUAGCUCUGCAAGCAGUAACCCAAAAGACAGAAGCUUGUUUAGUGCAACACUCAGCUGGGCAUUUGGCGCCAAGCGAUCCCACAAUAAUGGCCCCUUUGUGUGAGUGGCUACGCUUUCAUCAAUUCACAUGAAAGUGUGAUUUCAUUCGGGUGUUUGGGUUCCGUCUGCCUUGAGAA
Molecule: messenger RNA, 2752 nt
Organism: Brienomyrus brachyistius
Lineage: Eukaryota; Metazoa; Chordata; Actinopteri; Osteoglossiformes; Mormyridae
Gene: grk7a
Product: G protein-coupled receptor kinase 7a
Exons: 4
Coding region: 1-1644 (547 amino acids)
Biological process (GO): protein phosphorylation; regulation of signal transduction; signal transduction
Cellular component (GO): cytoplasm
Molecular function (GO): ATP binding; rhodopsin kinase activity
Source: RefSeq, a predicted model, not a curated record